This is a messenger RNA of Coffea eugenioides, 2265 nucleotides long. Its product is annotated as NADPH-dependent diflavin oxidoreductase 1. The transcript is spliced from 13 exons. Bases 104 to 2008 code for a protein of 634 amino acids. Gene Ontology annotation, molecular function: flavin adenine dinucleotide binding; FMN binding; NADPH-hemoprotein reductase activity. The record is from RefSeq and is a predicted model, not a curated record. Lineage: Eukaryota; Viridiplantae; Streptophyta; Magnoliopsida; Gentianales; Rubiaceae. Gene Ontology annotation, cellular component: cytosol.
UCCUGUCCCAGUCCGGAACGAAUUUUGUAAAGAAGGCUGCACAGCACUGCAUUGGGAAAACCGGAACAAGCUGUGAGCAAGCUGGUCUAUCGCCUAGCCGAUCAUGGAGGACGAGCCGAACAAGAAGAAGCUGCUAAUACUUUACGCUUCAGAAACUGGAAAUGCCAUGGACGCAGCUGAGCGAUUAGGUCGCGAAGCCGAUCGCCGCUGCUGCCCCGUCUCCGUCCUCUGCAUCGAUGACUUUGAACCCAAAAGUUUACCUUUUGAAGAGACGGUCAUUUUUGUGGUUUCAACCACCGGCCAAGGGGACGUUCCGGAUUCCAUGAAGGGGUUUUGGAGGUUUUUAUUGCAGAGGAGUUUAAGUAAGGAGUGGCUUAAAGGAGUUGAUUAUGGCGUGUUUGGAUUGGGUGAUUCGAGCUACCAGAAAUAUAAUUUUGUUGCGAAGAAGCUAGACAAAAGACUGUUGGAUCUUGGUGCUAGAUCCCUGAUUGAAAGAGGUCUUGGAGAUGAUCAGCAUCCAUCAGGGUAUGAAGGAGCUCUGGACCCUUGGAUGUCCAAAUUGUGGAAGACAUUGUACAAUAAGGCUCCUAAUUUGUUCCCUAAUGAUCCAAAUACUGCCACAUUAAAUGGUACUUGGGUGGAUCAGCCGAAGAUACAGAUAACAUAUCAUGAUGUUGGUAAAGGAAAUUCUCAAUGUUCAGCCGCCAUUGACUUCAAAAGUCUUGAGAUGCUGAUCGAGAGAACUCGUUCAAUGUCCCCUGGGAAAUCUUCUGGCAAGAUGAGGCCUGAUUGCUUUCUAAAUUUGACAGAAAACUGCCCAUUAACUAGGCCAGGUAGCGGCAAGGAUGUAUGGCACUUAGAGUUCGAAGCAGUUUCAUCAUCUUUUUCCUUGUUUCAGUCUAUUCACUAUGAUGUUGGUGAUGUUCUCGAGGUGCUUCCCAGCCAAGAUCCUGUUGCAGUUGAUGCUUUCAUGAAGCGUUGUAAUUUGAACCCAGAAGCUUACAUCACUGUUCAACCAAGCAAGAAAGAGAAUUCCAUGGGUGAUACUAACCAUGCUCCGGACAUCCCUGUGAAAUUGAAAACUUUUGUGGAAUUAACAAUGGAUAUUGCAUCAGCUUCGCCCAGACGCUAUUUCUUUGAGAUCAUGAGUAAUUUUGCCAGUGCUCAACAUGAGAAGGAAAGGCUGCAGUAUUUUGCGUCGCCUGAAGGAAGAGAUGAUCUAUAUCAAUACAACCAAAAGGAACGAAGAACUGUGCUGGAGGUCUUAGAAGAUUUCCCUUCUGUGCAAAUGCCACUUGAAUGGUUGGUACAGUUAAUUCCUCCACUAAAGACGAGAGCUUUCUCCAUUUCUUCUUCUAAUUCUGCUCACCCAAACCAAGUACACUUGACGGUGAGCGUUGUGUCUUGGACAACACCAUACAAAAGGACGCGCAAGGGUCUUUGUUCAACAUGGCUAGCUGGACUUCAUCCGCAGCAAAGAGUCCUAAUUCCGGCAUGGUUUCACAAAGGUUCUCUUCCUUCACCUUCACCCUCAGUUCCACUUAUUCUCAUUGGACCCGGGACUGGUUGUGCUCCAUUCCGUGGAUUUGUGGAGGAAAGAGCCCUUCAAAGUAAAUCUGGUCCGACAGCUCCAGUGCUUUUCUUUUUUGGUUGCAGAAAUGAGGAGAAUGACUUCUUAUAUCGAGACUUUUGGUUGUCCCAUUUACAAAGUGGCGGAGUACUUUCAGAGGACAAAGGUGGAGGAUUUUAUGUUGCGUUCUCAAGAGACCAGCCACAAAAGGUGUAUGUGCAACAUAAAAUGCGAGAACAAAGCACGAAAAUCUGGAAUCUGCUUGCUGGGGGGGCUGCUGUCUACGUUGCAGGUUCUGCUAACAAAAUGCCCUCUGAUGUAUUGGCAGCUCUGGAGGAAAUAAUUUCCUUAGAGGGUGGAGUUACGAAAGAAGUUGCUGCAAGGUGGAUUCACGCGCUGGAAAAGUCUGGCAAGUACCAUGUCGAAGCCUGGUCUUGAGGGCAUGCGUGGCUACCCAAUUUUACUGAGAAAACAGACGUAAGAAGACUUAGAGGAAUGAAGGAGGAAGCUUUACCUAGAGUAUUCACUUAUGUUGUAUCCUUCUUCGUGUAUAAAGAUUUUUGUAGUUUUCAUAUCUGCAAGUCAAAUAAACUAUACAUAGCUGUAGUUCUUUUCCAUUUUCAUAAUGUUUGGAAAUAGCAUUCUUGAGAUGUAAUGGCAAUUAAUUGAUUAAAGUUAUCUUAUUCUUUUAGAAA